AAAAAGCAAAAUGGCCGUAGCUGUGCGCUUAGUUGAGGUUCUGACCUUAAUUACACUGCUAGGAAUGCUGACGGGAAUAUCAAUUGUGAUCGUGAUUCUGCAACGCGUAAUCGUGAUUACUUUAUAUUUGCUCGGUCCCAUAACAGCAACAGUGGGCGGUAUACUAUAUGCUUCAGAAAAAAUACUUGUCGGAGCAUUAAUGAGUAUAUUGAAUUUAACUACAGCACUUAGUACCUCAACUUGAACCUACAACGUAUUUAAAAUUCUUGGUUGUGCAAAAGGGGACUUUAAUCAUGUACUUUAAAGAUGAAAAAAAAAUGUAAAAUUUAUGUAAUGUCACGAAUAACUUAUGUUUACUUUAUUUAUUUUUGCGUACUUUUAUUAGUGUUAAAAUUUUUUUAGUUUUCAAAUACACAGUAGUAAAAUCUAUUGAUAUUUAAA
Messenger RNA from Bactrocera dorsalis (oriental fruit fly), 441 nucleotides. RefSeq lists its product as uncharacterized. Lineage: Eukaryota; Metazoa; Arthropoda; Insecta; Diptera; Tephritidae. The record is from RefSeq and is a predicted model, not a curated record. The transcript is spliced from 2 exons. Bases 11 to 244 code for a protein of 77 amino acids.